AUGACGCUAACUCAAGAUCAGGAUACCUUUCAGACUAUUUCCGGAGACGUCAUGUCAGCAAAUUCUAGUCAUGCUGUUAACUUGACUAAAGUGGAAAUCACAGGUGCUCAAGGCUUCUCUGACGAGUUUCUCGGAUCAGCUCUUGGUCCAUUGUUGAUAACUAGUGAUCUUACUGUGGGACAACUAGUCAAACAGGCUCAAUUGUCAACAUCCUAUUUUUCUGGAACUGAAUGCUUCAAAAAUGUUGGGUUUCUAAUAGAAAAAGAUUCGGAUUAUGAUCGCACCGUCAAGUCGAUACUUAAGGAAGAAGUGCCUUUGAACUUGAAGGCCAGACUUAAUUUAGAGCCCUGCGCUUUGAAGCAGUUCCAAAUUGGUUCUUUCCACGAAUCACAACUUGGAAACAUAGUUUCUCUAAAUUAUACCGACAGAAGUGUUCUUGGAAAUGCGUCUUAUAUUAAAUUAUGUGCUGUUCUGAACCGUCUUCAGGACCAAAAUGCUCAAUCUUUCAGGGCCACGCUCAAAACCCCGAUGAGUAACUCUACAGUUAAGCUAUUUGGAAGCGCCUCGUUUGCUAAUCGGUCAUUUCCUGCAUUUCAGUCUGACCGUCAACUUUCAACUGGGGCUAAAGUAGGCUUCCUGAAAUCAUACUUUUCCAAUGCUUCUGAUUUACAAGGAAAUAUCUCUGGGGGCUUGUCUGUUGUCAAGAGGUCAAUUUUGGAUGUGGCUGAUUCCGCUAACGAUGAAAUCAAAACCUAUGCUGGCGAGUGCUUCAAGCAAUCGCUCUUCUUCAAUGUCAACGCUGGAAAGCUAUCCUAUCUUCCCUCUUCGAGGGGAGCCUUUGCAAUGCAUGGCUUCAAGUCAAGCAUGAGAAGCGAAAUUUCCGGCUAUGUACCACAGGAAGGUGGUGCAACUACUGUUGCCAGCAGUCUCCAGGACAAGUUUCACAAGGUUGAAUUUAGCUCAAAGUUCUUCCAAUCCUUAUACAACCCUAACAUCACUUUUGGCUGCGAGCUGAACGCUGGCAAUUUGACCAUUCUUUCCCCAGAGUCCGACACAAUUCAUUUUCAGGACAAAUUCUACCUUCCACUGGUCGGCUACAAAACUUUGGGUCUUGACAGAAACUCUUCUAACUUAGGAGGUCUCUCCUACCUUUCAUAUAAGCUCUCUAUUUACUCGAGGUUUUUUUUCGCCAAACCAAUCUCGCCGCUUAGAGCUUAUGUUUCUUUUACAGGUGCUAAGCUUUCCCGAUCAUAUAACGACUUUAUGUCUUCUCCUACAGCAGGCUUUAAAUCCACCGCCUCUUUAGGGAUGCUCUACAAAGUGGGAGACUUUGCUUAUUGCAACGUGGGUUACAAUUGGCCGUUGGAUGAUCGCGACCCCGAAUCACUGAGGCCAGGCAUGGCUUUCAGCGUAUCUUUAUACGGCGAUUAUUGA
This is a messenger RNA of Brettanomyces nanus, 1434 nucleotides long. RefSeq lists its product as uncharacterized. The record is from RefSeq and is a predicted model, not a curated record. The transcript has a single exon. NCBI's taxonomy places the organism in Eukaryota, Fungi, Ascomycota, Pichiomycetes, Pichiales, Pichiaceae. Bases 1 to 1434 code for a protein of 477 amino acids.